Quercus lobata is the source of this 4481-nucleotide messenger RNA. RefSeq names its product Pentatricopeptide repeat (PPR) superfamily protein. The record is from RefSeq and is a predicted model, not a curated record. Lineage: Eukaryota; Viridiplantae; Streptophyta; Magnoliopsida; Fagales; Fagaceae. Gene Ontology annotation, molecular function: protein binding. Gene Ontology annotation, biological process: mitochondria-nucleus signaling pathway; chloroplast-nucleus signaling pathway. The coding region runs from base 318 to 2864 and encodes 848 amino acids. The transcript is spliced from 9 exons. Gene Ontology annotation, cellular component: chloroplast.
UUUCUGUCUGACUCUCUAUCCCUCUCCUCUGCUCAAACCCAGCGGUGGCCUCGGUCGACCUUCUCCUUGCACCCACCACCACCACCACCGCCGCCGAACCGCCAUCAUCCGGCGGUGAUAUUCCGAAAACCGGCUGUGCACCACUAACUGUAUUGAGUUGAGGUAAGGUAUAACACUUCCUAAACACACAUUUGAGUUGUUGUGUUCAUUGCUUGGUUUUGGUUUUGGUUUUGGUUUAGUUUUCAUUGGCAUAAAACAUAGUUGUAUGUAUGUUUUUGGUGUUUGGGAAUCUCUCUCUGCUUUCGAUAUGAGUGUUAAUGCCCAUGUGGUUUCAUCCAUCAGUUAGACUCAAUUUGGGUUUUCCCAGAAUAUUGAGUUCCACUUCUUCUUCUUUCAAGUCCAUCUCUACUGCCCUUGCAUUCCUCAACCCAACUCAAUCGUCUGAUGAUGAAUAUGCAUCAUCAUCAUCUUUGUCUUCAUCUACUGCCUCUUCUUCUUAUGCUAAUAGUACUGCAACUGAUAUUUCUGGUUAUACCCACAACCUUAACACCACCAAAACUAGCACCCCUGUAGCUCAGGACUUAUUUGAUGCGUCCCGGGUUGUCCAAAUCUUGAACUCUAUGAAAAGGGAUCCCAAGACCGCAAUUUCAUUCUUUGACCGGUUAAAGGAACAGGGUUUCGCGCAUGAUGUAUCCACGUAUGCCGCGCUUGUUAGGAUCUUAUGCCAUUGGGGUCUGGAUAGGAAGUUGGAUGCUGUGUUUUUGGAAGUCAUUGUUGGGUCCUCUAAUGGCCAUCGUCAACACCCGGGAUUUGAAAUUUCUGAUUUGUUUGAAAGGCUUGUGGUGGUGGAGGGAUUGCAGGCUGAUGAGACAUUGGUUAGAGCAUACAAUGCGUUGGUUAAGUCUUAUGUUAGUAUCGGUAUGUUUGAUGAGGCCAUUGAUGUUUUGUUCCAAACGAAGAGACGGGGGUUCAUUCCUCAUAUCUUCACUUGUAAUUUUCUAAUGAAUCGAUUAAUUGAGCAUGGCAAAGUGGACAUGGCUGUGGCCAUUUACGAGCAGCUGAAGAGAUUAGGUUUGAGCCCUAAUGAUUACACCUAUGCAAUUGUGAUCAAGGCACUCUGCAGGAAGGGUGAUUUGGAAGCAGCUGUUCAUGUGUUUCAGGAGAUGGAGGUAGCAGGGAUUACUCCUAGAGCUUUUGCUUACACUGCAUAUAUCAAAGGGCUUUGCACCCAUCAGAGGUCGGAUUUGGGAUAUCAAGUGCUACAAGCAUGGAAAGGGGCAGAUGCCCCUAUAGAAGCAUAUGCUUAUGCUGCCGUCAUCCGUGGAUUCUGUGACGAGAUGAAAUUAGAUGAUGCAGAGAGUGUCUUUCUUGAUAUGCAAAAACAAGGGGUGGUCCCUGAUGCGCAAAGCUAUGGUGCAUUGAUCCAUGGGUACUGCAAGAGUUGCAAUUUGCUAAAAGCUUUGGCUCUCCAUAAUGAUAUGGUGUCAAAGGGUAUAAAAAGUAAUUGUGUGAUUGUUAGCUCGAUUCUUCAAUGCACGUGUAACAUGGGAAUGUCUUCGGAAGCAUUGAGUCUAUUUGAAGAAUUUAAGGGGUCUGGAAUUUUUCUUGAUGAGGCGUCAUACAAUAUUGUGGUGGAUGCUUUGUGCACACAGGGGAGAGUUGAAGAAGCUGUGCAACUGCUUGAAGAAAUGAAAGGUAAGCGUAUGAGUUUAGAUAUUAUGCACUAUACAACCUUGAUUAAAGGGUAUUGUUUCAUAGGAAAAAUUGUUGAUGCCUUGAAUCUAUUUGAGGAAAUGAAGGAAAAUGGUUUCAAGCCUGAUAUCAUUGUUUAUAAUGUACUUGCUGCUGGGUUUUCUAGAAAUGGCCUUGCAUCUGAGGCACUUGACCUUUUGGAAUAUAUGGAGGCACAGGGUUUGAAACCCAACUCUGUUACACACAACAUGAUUAUUGAAGGUUUAUGUAAAGGUGGCAAAGUAAAGGAAGCUGAAGAAUUUCUAAGUACUUUAGAGGAUAAGAGUGUGGAUAAUUAUUCUGCUUUGGUUAAUGGGUACUGUGAAGCCAACUGUACAAGUGAGGCCUAUAAACUUUUUGUUAGGCUGUCAAAGCAAGGAGUUUUAAUUAAAAAAAGUUCAUGCGUUAAACUACUCACUAACCUUUGCUUGGAAGGUGUUUGUGAUGGAGCUCUUGUGGUGCUUGAGACAAUGUUGGCAUUGAAUGUAGAACCAAGUGAGAUAAUGUACAGUAAAGUCUUAGCUGCUCUUUGUCAGGCUGGAGAUAUGAAAAAGGCUCGAUGGUUUUUUGAUUUUUUAGUUGAAAAAGGGUCAAGUCCUGAUGUCAUUUCCUACACAAUGAUGAUACAUGGUUUUUGCAAAAUGAAUUGCUUACAAGAAGCCCAGGAUCUCUUCCAUGAUAUGAAGGAGAGGGGGAUUGAACCUGAUGUCAUCACUUACACGGUUUUGCUAGAUGGUCUUUCCAAAACGAAUCUAAGAAGGGUUUGUUCCCCUUUAGAUGCAAGGGAAAAUAAGGAAGGGAAAGUGGAUGCUUCAACUGUUUGGACAGAAAUGGGGGACAAUGGUAUAAGACCUGAUGUUAUUUGUUACACUGUUUUAAUUGAUAGGUACUGUAAGACAGAAAACCUUCAGGAUGCUGUUGCCCUCUUUGAUAAUAUGAUUGACAGAGGACUAGAACCUGAUACAGUGACAUACACAGCUCUUUUGUCUGGCUAUUGUAAUAAGGGAGAUGUGGAUAAGGCUGUGGACCUCUUUAAGGAGAUGUCUACUAAGGGAAUACUGACAGAUACCCGCACCGUCUCUAUUCUACACCAUGGAAUUGUAAAAGCCAAGAAACUGCAAUUUCGGAGAUAGCACUCUAUUGACUGCCAACGGUCAAAUGAACCCAAAAUCCAAAAACUAGUUCACUCAACUAUUCAAAGGCAGAGCAGAAAGGAAGCUCUAUGGGUAGGCCUCUCUGAAGUCACUCAUCUUCAGAUUUUAUUUGACGAAAGAGGUCACUGUGCUUUCCAUUUACACCAGGUACUCUUUUCAAAGAACCAAAUAUCUUCAAAAACAUCCCCCAUCUUGAAAGAGGUUGGACUGAGCCUAUGUACAUUAAAUGUCAUGGUUUUGGUGAUCAUUACAGGACAAAUGAUACAGUUAUACCAGGAUCCAGAAAACUUAAAUUGGUAUUUGUACUGGAUAAACAUGAUGAGAAGAAAGAGUUGGAGGUUUUCAACUUUACUGGUGCUGGAGGUGUAGCCUUGUCCAUGGAUAACACUGAUGAGUCCAUUCAUGCUUUUACCGAGGCUUCAAUGAAUACUGCUUACCAGAAAAGGUGGCUACUGUAUCUUAGUACUAAAAACACCAUUCUUAAGAAAUAUGAUGGAAGGGAUAUGGUGAGAUAUCCAGUUCGUCAUGCUAAUUACUCUAUGAAGUUUGAGUAGUUUGUCAUCAACUUACGUGGUUGAAUUGCUAGGAAUGAAUACCGUCACUGAUAAUAUGGUACCUUAGGUUCUUAAAGUGAAAGAGGUUACGUGGACUUGCAGAAACUAUGAUUGCAAUGUGCAGAGUGAUUGUUUCGCCCAAUGUUUGUAUCAAUGCGGGAAUUGGAUGAAAAGUUUUUAGCUCUUGGAGUGUCCUAACUGAGUGUUAAGUUAUUCAUCUAGUUUACGAUAAAAACUCUUGCCAUUGGUACAGGAUUUGGAUCUCUUGGGCUGGUGACAUCAGUGCUGGGGUGUGCCUAGAUGGAAAGACAAUCAAACCUGAAGCAGCACAUGGGACAGUUACCACUAUUGCUGGCUCCAUCAGAGAGGUGGUGAAACCAGCAUAAACAGCACAGCAUCAAUAUUUGCUUGAACAUGAUGUCUUGCACACAGGUGAAAAUUGAGCAGGGCGGAUGACAACACAGAACUUUUGGAUUUACUGUGAAACUGGGAGCAGCAUGUGUUGGAACAGUCAAAUCAGGGAGGAUGACGAAGGAUCUUGAACUUCUUAUUCAUGGGCCCAAGUAAUUGCUGUCAAAGGCUGUUUCUUUUGAAAGUUAUGCUGUUGUGCUUAGUUUCUAUACAACAACAACAACACUAAUGCCUUAGUCCUGCUGUUGUGCUUAGUUUCUAUACAACAACAACAACAACAACAAUAAUGCCUUAGUCCCAAAAUUUGGAGUCGGCAAAGGAUCCUCAAUAGAUUAGAUUGGAUCGGCUAUGUGAAUUCUUUUCUUCCAUUCUAUACUAUCUAAAGUCAUGCUCUUAGUUACUUCCCUAAUUGACAUGCCCUUUUUAAUACUUCUACUAAUGUUUCUUAUUAAAAAAAAAAUUACUUCUACUAAUGUUAGUUUUUAUGUAUGGUAAAAUCUUUCAUGUUUUUGUAUAGGGUUAUUCCGUCAGCGUCAAAAUAGACGUAAAUGACCAUCUAGAGUCUAUUUUGAUUAGUUGGGGACAACUUUUACUUGUUAUUUUUUAAUGAUAUAGAAACAGACUUCAUUUA